Messenger RNA from Coccinella septempunctata (seven-spotted ladybird), 1454 nucleotides. Its product is annotated as phosphoglycerate kinase. The transcript has 8 exons. The record is from RefSeq and is a predicted model, not a curated record. Gene Ontology annotation, molecular function: phosphoglycerate kinase activity; ADP binding; ATP binding. The coding region runs from base 78 to 1325 and encodes 415 amino acids. Gene Ontology annotation, biological process: glycolytic process; gluconeogenesis. Gene Ontology annotation, cellular component: cytosol. NCBI's taxonomy places the organism in Eukaryota, Metazoa, Arthropoda, Insecta, Coleoptera, Coccinellidae.
GAUUUCAAAUUCGACCUCUAUCUGACAUUUAAAAAAUUUUUUUUGCAAAUUUAAAAAACGGAUAAUAUUCUUCCACUAUGGCAUUAAACAAAUUAUCAAUUGAUAAAGUAGAUAUCAAGGGAAAGCGAAUUUUCAUGAGAGUUGAUUUCAAUGUUCCUUUGAAGGAUGGUGUUAUAACUAAUAAUCAAAGAAUUGUUGCUGCGUUAGAUACUAUCAAAUAUGCUCUAGAUAAUGAAGCGAAAAGUGUUGUUCUUGGCUCUCAUUUGGGAAGGCCUGACGGUUCAGCAAUUCCCAAGUACUCCCUGCAACCGGUUGCUGACGAAUUGAAGAAAUUACUCAACAAAGAUGUUAUUUUUUUGAAAGACUGCGUCGGUCCAGAAGUUGAGAGUGCAUGUGCCAAUCCUGUUGCCGGUUCAGUAAUACUUCUAGAGAAUCUUCGUUAUCAUGUCGAAGAAGAAGGAAAGGGCGUUGAUUCGGCUGGUAAGAAAAUCAAAGCCGAUCCUGCCAAAGUGAAGGCUUUCAGGGAAAGUUUGAGAAAAUUGGGUGACAUCUAUGUGAAUGAUGCUUUUGGCACUGCCCAUCGUGCUCAUUCUUCAAUGAUGGGGGAAGGAUAUGAGCAAAGAUGUGCUGGUUUCUUGUUGAAGAAAGAAUUAACUUAUUUCGCAAAAGCUUUAACAAAUCCUGAAAGACCAUUCCUUGCUAUACUUGGUGGAGCUAAAGUUGCUGAUAAAAUUCAGUUGAUUGAGAAUUUGUUGGAUAAAGUGAACGAGAUGAUUAUCGGAGGUGGUAUGGCAUAUACAUUCCUCAAAGUUACAGAGAAUAUGAAAAUCGGCAAUUCUCUGUUCGACGAAGAGGGCGCCAAGAUCGUGCCUAACCUGAUGGCCAAGGCCAAGAAGAACAACGUGCAGAUCCAUCUACCGGUCGAUUUCAUAACUGCCGACAAGUUCGACGAGAAGGCGCAGGUGGGCGAGGCGGAUGGCAAGUGCGGCAUCCCCGACGGUUGGAUGGGCUUGGACGUCGGGCCCAAAACCAACGAGCUGUUCAAGGUUCCCAUCCAGAGGGCCAAGGUCAUCGUGUGGAACGGGCCAGCUGGAGUGUUUGAGUUCGAGAAUUUCUCGAAGGGUACCAAGUCCAUCAUGGAUGAAGUUGUGGCGGCCACCAAGAAGGGAUGUAUAACCAUCAUAGGUGGUGGUGAUACAGCGACUUGCUGCGCGAAAUGGAAUACUGAAGACAAGGUGUCCCACGUUUCCACUGGUGGUGGGGCCAGUUUGGAGCUGUUGGAAGGUAAAGAAUUGCCCGGAGUUGCUGCUCUCUCUCCUGCCUAGACUGUGAAGGAACGAAAGGAAAUUGUUACCUAAAUUAUUAGUUAAUUUCUGUUAGAUUUUAUUUGAAAGCUUUAUCAUUUUGAAAUACAAUAAAUUAUAUAAGAUUCGAAAUAAAUUAUCGUGAAAAUU